This is a messenger RNA of Planococcus citri (citrus mealybug), 1067 nucleotides long. RefSeq lists its product as uncharacterized. The record is from RefSeq and is a predicted model, not a curated record. NCBI's taxonomy places the organism in Eukaryota, Metazoa, Arthropoda, Insecta, Hemiptera, Pseudococcidae. Bases 173 to 988 code for a protein of 271 amino acids. The transcript is spliced from 8 exons.
GCAGCUGAGCUGUGUCAGCUGUGUGAUAAGUUUUUAAUUUUUUUUUCAAACUUUUCAAAUUUUUUAUACAUUUUUUCGUUACAAAUUUCGUUUUUGUUGAACAACCGAUCGGUGAUGAUUUUAUUUCAUCUCGUUCUUUUCUUCUAGCUUGAAUUUUUACAUUCAUUCAAAAAUGCUGCUUGCUAGAAAAUUUUUAGUAACCAGGGCACUCCAGCAAAAAACUGGUGCUUUAGCUCGAUCAUCAUCACUUGAAAAUUGCAUUGGCUGUCUUAAACGUUACAAAUCAGAAGAUGUUCGUGAAACUGCAUCCAGUAGCUGGAGAUAUUAUACGAUGGAAAAUUUGGAUUAUUUAUCUAAACCACCUAUAAUUCGCUUUGUAGAAUACACUCGAAUGAAGAAUGAUAACACAAUACUCAGAGCAGAAAUUAAUAAAUUAAAUGAAAAAGUAGAUCGUAUCGCAGAAAUUCAAAUAUUGAAAGUAAUUUUGAAAGCGAAUAAUCAAUGGAAUAAGAAAGGAAUAGAGAAAAACCCAGAGUUAAAAGACUGGCAAAAGGUGGAACUAUUGCUAAUAUUGGAACGCGAAACUGAAAAACGUUACUCGGUUCAUGCUGAGAGUGGAGCAGAUUUCAAUACAGAAGAAUCAAAAGUUACUGAAAGUACUGGAGAUGAAUCUCAUUCCACUCGAGCAAAUGUUUCCUUCUCAGAUUUCUUCGAAGCAGUCUGGAAAAAUAUCAAACAAAGAAUCGAACUGUCAGAUUGGGCGUAUCGAAGAAGACGUGCACGGACUCUAAAAUCCUUGAAACAAAUGUUGAAAAUGAACGACCAAUGGUAUUAUGAAGGGAUCUAUAAUGACAAAGAAAUUAGUGAUAGGGACAGAAACGACUUGAAGGAUCUUUUCAUGCGACAAAAAGGUAGAAGGGAAUUCAUCAAGCACACGUUGAUCAUCUGCAUUCCUAGUUUUCUCAUUGGGUUGAUGUUAUCUUUUUAAGACUGAAUAUUUUUAUUGCACUUUUUAUCAGUUUCUCUUUUGUUAAAUUUUUUAUCAAAUAUAUUAAGGAAAAAAAGUA